ACUUUGCCUUAGCCUUUGCCUUUGCGAAGCUGGGCCUAGCCUUGCUUUGCUUUGGUUUGCUUGGCCUUUGUCUAUGGCUUUGCCUCGCUGCGUCUGAUUCGUAUUAUUGAGAGCUUCGUUGCUCCACCUCCGUUGCUUUGCCUUGCUUUGCCUGGAGGGCAUCUCCAAUUGUUCACCUGGGGCAUAAUUUCGGUGACGUUUGCCAGGAUCAUUCUUUCCGCGUCGCUGGGCUGCAGAGAUUUCUGGUCUGUGGGUUCCGUUUUCGUGGCGAUCGGUAACGGGUGCUGCGUAAGGCGGCGUGCGGAGAGAAUCUUAGAUUCGCGAGCGUGUAUCGAAUUCUCAAACUCGCUUCGGCUUCAUCUCUCGGUCCUCAAUUGGUCAAUUGCAAGAGAUUUACGAUUGAUGGAUUAGUAGCGCUUGGGGCAAAGGGAAAUUAUGCUGGUGGAGAGACUUUCCAACGUGGCUUGUGUAGCGUGUUCGGCCAGGUGCUUGUUUCCGUUUGCCGACCGUUGCGUGGGCUGUGAAAGGGUGAAGAGUUCGCGGGCAGUCCGUGAUCAGUCAACGUGUUUCGACAACGUUUUUGCGUCUCUAAUUGGCGAGUAUCGCGCGGGAGUUGUUAUUUUUUAAAGCCCUCCGUCUGUUGAUCGGCGUGCAACGUUGUUGCUUCAGUAUCCUACUCGAAUUCGCUCAUGUGGCCUUGCAACCACGCCUUCCUGCUUGGGACCUUUGAGAAUUGUGCUCGUGAGCCUGACGAUGCGCUGAAUUCGAACGAGCAACUCAGCAAUUUGAUUUAAGACGACUGCACGGUGUGAUACAAUUAGUAUAGGCGUGCCUUGGAAGUCGCAAUUGGGGAGUGGGUGCACCAUUUCUGCAAGGGAGGUUGAUAAAAAUAGAUCGGUAUGGCUUCCAGAGAAGGAAUCCUCAGCAUAUGUUGGUUGUAAGGAUUGAAAUGAUUGAAGUGUUUAAAGUAAAGAGAUGUAUGGAUUGGACCUCGUCCAGGGCAAGUGUCGUGGAAGAAGAUGAUGCAGACAAGGGCCAUCGAGGUUGAUUUCGAGGAUGCUGAUACCGAAAUACAGGUGGUAGAUACGGUGCAGUCCAAGUGGCACGAUAUACCCAUGGAGUUGCUAGUUCGGAUUUUAGCACUGGUGGAUGACAGGACGGUAGUGCUGGCUACGGGGGUGUGUGCUGGGUGGCGAGAUUCGAUUUGUACAGGCGUAAUAGGCAUUUCUUUUAAUUGGUGUAAACGGAAUGUGAGCCAACUGGUGCCUUCCGUGGCGCAUAAAUUUUCCCGCGUCGAAAGUUGUAGCAUUCGACGCUGUACGUUUCUGAACGAUGAUGCAAUAAAAGCGGUCGGAAGUCACUGGCAUGAUUUGAGAUCUUUGGACUUGACAAACAGCGCACGCCUUACAAACAUUUCCUUAGUCGCUCUUGCCGACGGUUGCCCUUUACUACAGAAGCUAGAUCUUAGUGGCUGUACUGGCAUAUCUGAAGCUGGACUUGUUGAACUCGCACAGCAUUGCAAGGACUUGCGGCAUCUAAACAUUUGUGGCUGUCAUAACGCCGGCUCUGAUGCUGCUCUGGAGGCUUUGGCUCAAAAUUGCAGUGCUCUCCGUUACUUAAAUGUAGGAUGGUGCGCACAAAUCACAGACGUGGGUGUGACUGCAUUGGCCCUCGGCUGCAGCGAUUUACGAUUUCUGGACUUUUGUGGGUGCCUACAGAUCACAGAUCAAAGCGUAAUUGUGCUAGCCGAUCACUGCCUCCGUCUCCGAGUCCUGGGCUUCCACUGCUGUCGCAACAUCACCGACCUCGCCAUGUACGCCCUCGUAAAUGCCAGCAAACGUAGGGACACGUCCCGGAGCAACAAGCGGUCCAGCAGCACGAGCUUUACCACAAGGGUGAGAGAAGGUGCCGAAUGCUACUCCAGCAGCAGCAGCAGCAGCCGAAGCUCACUCCCAUGGAGCAGUCCAGGAAGCUGUUGCAACGACACCAAUGCCGCGAGCUUCUCCAAAAUCUCAGAUGGGGGCUUCGACACGUCCUACUUGCCAGAUCCUGCAGGGCACGGCUUGGUAAAUCUCAACAUCAGUGGGUGCACGGCCUUGUCCUCCCAAGCUGUACAGGCCGUCUGUGACGCAUUUCCUCAACUUCACACAUGUCCUGAGAGGAACUCGUUACUUAUCGGCGGGUGCCUCAAUCUCACCAGUGUGGGUUGCAUCUGUGUGAUCGAAGCACGCCGCGAGCGGUUGAAUCGGAUCUCUCGUGCUGCCGGCGACCCUUCCUACCCACCUCCUUGGUCAUUGUAAAGCUCGGAUUUUUAGGACGCCAUACAUGGUUUUGCCUUUUGUAUCUUCCGUGUGUAUAGUCUCCUCCCCACAUUCAUGUUUAACAGUGUUGUACAUUACUUAUCCUAUUCUGCUUUCGUUAUUCUCAGUCUGUUAUUACUGUAAGUAGUUCUAUUUUUCUGUCUUUUCCUUUGCUCUGUCUUACACAUAAAUUUUCUUCCUAACUGGGUGGUAGAGGAGGUUCAAGGACAGUGCUCUUUUUGGGGGAGAGACGAAGACGAUCUCGGAACUUCGUUUAUGUCGUGCAAGUUAUAUUUAUUCGGAGAAGCUUUUGCGGUGAGAUCCGAUUACAUUAGCUCGCAGUUGGACGUGAGAGGACAACUUGCACAGUUUUGUUGUUCCCCAACUGGAAAUCAUGCAUUGUUUUAUUUCUGCUGCUGCUGCUUCUUCUUCUU
This is a messenger RNA of Physcomitrium patens, 2734 nucleotides long. Its product is annotated as F-box protein SKP2A. Lineage: Eukaryota; Viridiplantae; Streptophyta; Bryopsida; Funariales; Funariaceae. Gene Ontology annotation, cellular component: SCF ubiquitin ligase complex. Gene Ontology annotation, molecular function: protein binding. The record is from RefSeq and is a predicted model, not a curated record. Gene Ontology annotation, biological process: SCF-dependent proteasomal ubiquitin-dependent protein catabolic process.